Synchytrium microbalum is the source of this 1350-nucleotide messenger RNA. RefSeq lists its product as uncharacterized. The record is from RefSeq and is a predicted model, not a curated record. Lineage: Eukaryota; Fungi; Chytridiomycota; Chytridiomycetes; Synchytriales; Synchytriaceae. The transcript has 7 exons. Gene Ontology annotation, biological process: lipid homeostasis; nuclear envelope organization. Bases 1 to 1350 code for a protein of 449 amino acids. Gene Ontology annotation, cellular component: nuclear membrane; nuclear envelope.
AUGUAUCGUGGCAGAGAAGCACCUAUGGACUGGGAACGACCUCGAGACUCUCAUGGAAAUAUUCAAUGGCUCUCAGCUCAACCAUCAACUACACAAUCGCCGACAUCAGGUCCGUCUUCACCAUCAGCAACAGAUGCACGCAGUAACAGCAACAGACAAGGAGGAGGAGUGAAUGUAGCCUCACUUUCGUUGUUUGAUCGGCCAGUGGCGAGUACUAAUAGUGCUGGAACUCCACCCGUCUAUGCAUUCGGAGCUAGUAAUAGUAAUAGACCGUUGGCUGCUGAUACCGUCGCAACAACGCCAGAAAUACCAACUGCGGUUGUGAACGAAUCACGACGAAAAAAGGCUCUCACUACUCGUAGACGAAAUGCAAAUAAUAUGAGGAGUAGCUAUGGAUCUGACGAUGAGGGGGAAGGUUGGGAGGAGGGCGAUGACGACAAUUUGUCGUUGCCAAGAGGACGAAAGCGCCUAAGGUCUUCAGAUCAUCCUAAAAUCGAAUCGACGGGAUACGAUACAUCGCAGCACCAAGGAAAUGGGAUGGCAGGUUGGUGGAGUCGAGCGUAUGGGCAUGUGCUGUUGCCGCAUAUUCUUACUGGAUGGGCCUAUCUAUUCUUCUGCUGUUGCAUAAUGGGAAUCAUGUUAUGGCUAGUUGCCAAAGUUAUAUUCAUGGUAAAACACGACUUGCAGUUGAAAAGUGUGGAGCAUGCUACAGGCAAGUUUGUGUUGUGUAUCCGAAACCUGAACCAAAACAAUGGGAAUAAUUUCAGGUAUCAGACUAAUAAUUGUGGAUCCGGUCCAGUACCAUACAUGGCUCAAGUAUGUACAGAGUGGGAGGUUUGCAUGAGGAGAGAUCCCAAUGACGUUCGUCAGUUACACGUGGGAGCAGAAACCAUGGCUCACUUCCUAAACCACUUUAUGGAGCCUCUAUCAUACAAGACCAUGAUUUUUGGAACUGGUUCCUUACUAGCAAUAGUAAUAACCUUGUUCAUACUCAGCAUGAUACGAACACGAUUUGCAGACUCAUCGCACAACAGUGCGCAUCAACCGAUACCACCGCAACCAGUAUACUCACCAAUGUAUAACGCAUCUCGUAUACCACAACCUGUGUUUGCUCCUACAUAUCAGUUCCAACCACAUCUGCAUCCUUCGUCACCUGACUUCCAUCCUGGUCCGUAUAUGACGUAUCCGUCUCAUCGAGCAAGCAGCAUGAUAUCUCCUGGUGGACGAGAAUCACCAAUGGCUUUAGAGUAUAGUAAUAAUAGGGUGGGUGGGAUGGUUGGAGCUGCUGAUUCUCCGAGAGUAGCGUUUAGACGGCGUGGUGGAAGGCAUGAAGAUGGGGAUAGUGACUGA